This is a messenger RNA of Tripterygium wilfordii, 3030 nucleotides long. RefSeq names its product sphingoid long-chain bases kinase 1-like. Bases 322 to 2619 code for a protein of 765 amino acids. Gene Ontology annotation, biological process: sphingosine biosynthetic process. The transcript is spliced from 9 exons. Lineage: Eukaryota; Viridiplantae; Streptophyta; Magnoliopsida; Celastrales; Celastraceae. The record is from RefSeq and is a predicted model, not a curated record. Gene Ontology annotation, cellular component: intracellular membrane-bounded organelle; membrane; cytoplasm. Gene Ontology annotation, molecular function: kinase activity.
AAAAAAGAAAAGGUGAGUAUGGAAAUUGAGCACUCGAGAAAGGAAGAAGGGUUUCGUUUCUUCGACUUUUUUUCUUUUUCAAAUCGAAUCCAUCAAUGAGAACAUCCUGCAAUUUAAUCCAUCUCAAGAUCUAACAACCCUCGCCAUGUCUCUCUGUCAAGGUAGGUAGGUUGAUCUGAAUCUUGGAGCACUGGUUCCGUUAAUGGUGAGUCAAUUUGGUUCACGAUCAUGAUCAUCAUCUUGUGCGGGAAACAGUAGAGGCGGAGGAGGAGGAGGUCGAUUUUAUUUAUUCUCUGAUGUCUGUAGAGCUGUAGAACCGAUAUGCAGAAGAGUGGGAGUAUAAACAGAAGCGCUAAUACGGCGUCGUUGAGAGUGACGCCUCCACAGCCGCAGCUCCAGCAGUCGCUCAGGCGGCUAGGGUUGUGCUCGCCUGGAGGGGCUCAACACGCUUCCCCAAUCGUUUUUCCCGAGAAACGCAGUAAGAAAAUUAAGGCGGCAUCCAAGCGUAGCGAGGCCGUCGGUGGUGACGAUCAAUUGGAGAAAGGGAAGGGAGAUGAGCUUAGGAUUGAUGUCGGGGUGGGAGAUGAGAAGUCGGAUUUGUUGGGGUACGUGGUGUUCUCUGGGAAGCUUGUUUGGGACAAGAGAAAGUCUGUUGCUGUUCAAAAUGGCGUCAAUGGCGUCAAAGAGCAGAGUUUGAGUGAUAUUGGUAAUCAAGAGGCUGUGGAUGCCAAGCUUACUAGCAGGGCGUUGGUUUGGGGCACUCAUAUGCUGUCUCUUGACGAUGUCAUAUCGGUAUCUUAUAAUGUUGGUCUAAGGCAUUUUACAGUGCAUUCCUAUCCUUUGAAAAGGGGUUCAUGUGGACUUUCUUGUUUUAUUAAACCUCGAAGGAUUAGAAAGGACUUCCGAUUUUUGGCCACCACCCCAGAGGAUGCAGUACAUUGGGUUGGUGGAUUUGCUGACCAGCAGUGUUUCGUAAAUUGUCUGCCGCAUCCUUUGCUAUUUUCAAAGAAGCAGGCUUCUUCGGAAUUACUUCCAAUUGAUACUCCUCCUGAACUGAUUUUUAAGUGCAAGAGUCCGCCGAAGAUGCUUGUGAUAUUAAACCCACGCUCAGGACGUGGUCGUUCAAGUAAAGUUUUUCAUGGCAUCGUUGAACCAAUCCUUAAGCUUGCUGGUUUUAAAUUGGAGGUUGUCAAUACAACAUCGGCAGGCCAUGCAAAAAAUCUUGCAUCAAGUGUUGACAUUAGCGUGUGCCCUGAUGGGAUUAUAUGUGUUGGAGGGGAUGGAAUAAUCAAUGAGGUGUUAAAUGGUCUACUUAGUAGACCUAACCAGAAAGAAGGAAUAUCUAUACCAAUUGGAAUUAUACCAGCUGGUUCUGAUAAUUCUCUAGCAUGGACUGUUUUGGGAGUUAAAGAUCCAGUCACUGCUGCCCUAGCUAUUAUAAAGGGUGGUCUAGUAACUACAGAUGUUUUUGCUGUUGAGUGGAUUCAGACUGGGGUUAUUCACUAUGGAAUGACUGUCAACUAUUAUGGUUUUAUUAGUGAUGUUUUGGAACUUUCUGAGAAAUAUCAGAAGCGCUAUGGUCCUCUACGGUAUUUUGUUGCUGGAUUCCUCAAGUUUUUGUGCUUACCAAAGUACAGUUAUGAAGUGGAAUAUCUUCCAGCAUCGAAAGAUGAGCAAGAAGGAAAUCAUGAAAUUGUUGACAUCGCAGAACUCUACACUGAUGUUAUGACAAAAUCAAACACCGAAGGCAUUCCAAGAGCAUCUAGUUUAUCAAGUAUUGACUCAAUAAUGACCCCAAGUCGAAUGUCGGGGGGAGAUUUUGAAACAUGCAGUAGUACUUAUGCAAGCACCGAACCUUCUGAGUAUGUGCGUGGCCUAGAUCCAAAAUCUAAACGCCUAUCAUCUGGGAGGAGCAACGUGACAGCAGAACCAGAAGUUAUUCACCCUCAGUUGCCACUUUCAACAACUCCAAAUUGGCCCCGGACCAGGUCAAAGUCAAGGACUGAUAAAGGGUGGACUGGAUUGACUUCCACCCAUGAUUCCUCUAGAUGUUCUUGGGGAAAUGCUGCAACAAAUGAUAGAGAGGAUAUAUCUUCAACCUUGUCUGAUCCAGGUCCAAUUUGGGAUACUGAACCAAAAUGGGAUAGUGAGCCUAACUGGGAUGUGGAAAACCCAAUUGAAUUGCCUGGUCCACCAGGGGAUGCAGAAGCAGGAGCAAAAAAGGAAAUUGCACCAAGGAAUGAAGAGAAGUGGGUUGUCAAAAAGGGACAAUUUCUUGGCAUCAUGGUCUGCAACCAUGCAUGUAGAACAGUUCAGAGUGCUCAGGUAGUGGCUCCAAAGGCAGAACAUGAUGACUACACGAUGGAUAUGAUCUUUGUUCAUGGAAAUGGGCGACUGAGGCUGUUGAGAUUUUUCUUACUGUUGCAGAUUGGUCGACAUCUUUCUCUGCCAUAUGCUGAAUAUGUGAAGGUUAAGUCUGUGAAGAUUAAACCUGGAAAGCACACCCACAAUGGUUGUGGAAUUGAUGGUGAGCUUUUUCCACUGAAUGGGCAAGUAAUCUCUUAUUUGCUUCCAGAGCAGUGCAGACUUAUUGGUCGCUCUCCUAGUCAUCAUGUAUAACAACCAUGAACAACUUUUUUUUUUUUGUUGUCUUUUGGAAUUCUUUGAAGGGUUCUGGGGGAAAUCGGUUUCUGUUCCUUUUUUUGAGUUUUGGUCGUGCAAAUAUGAAGAGCUACUAAACCAAUCAGAAACUACUCUCUUCCAUUUUCAUUGCUUCUUUUUCAGCCCCCACUGUUGCGCCAUUGCACAUCUGAACCCCCUGUAAAUUUUUGUUCAGUAACGUGUAUUUUGUUGCUUGUUUAUUUGUUGAUUUUCUCUCUCUUUUGCAGAAUUAACUACUUUUUUUUUCUUUCUCCUAAGUCCUAAUGUGUAGUGUACACUUCUUCUCUGUUUGUUGCUGUUGAAGGCUUCCAAUGUAUUUGAAAAUUCUAGCUAAUUUGAUAUUCAGUGUGUGUCUCUCUUUCCUUCUCA